UACAGCUGUUAGCAGCAGCAAGCGGAAGACGGCAUUGUAGCGGAGACACAGUCAAUUAUUUCAUUUGUAAAUUAAGCAACAAUGUCUUCAGUUGAGUGUUUGAGAGAGUUUGUCGAAGAGCGACUAACUGCUGCUGCUGAAGAAAUAUUUGGAGUUUUUAUAAAAACUAUCGUCGAGUACGAAGAAGAGAUCUAUCGUCAGCGCAAACUGCUGGAUAUCGUUUGGAAACCUGAAAUAAAGUUACACCGGAUAGAUCUCCAACAGCAACAUGUCUGUGAGGAGGAAGAGGAGGAGGUUUUCACUGACCAGCAGCUCUGUAACCAGGAGAGGAGCUCCAGUCUGGACCAAGAGGACCCAGAGCCUGUACAGAUUAAAGAGGAACAGGAGGAACUCUGCACCAGUCCGGAGGGAGAGGAGCUUGUGAUGAAGGUGGAGGCUGAUACCUUUGUGGUGAUUCCUACUGAUGAGGAAAGGGACCACAGUGAAGCAGAACCUGAAAGUGACCACCAGCUGCUGUUGAACAACUGUAAUGCAGCUGAGAGCCAAGAUCAGAAAGGACACAAGAAUGAAGACUCUACUAGAGAUGCAGAGUCAGAACAAAACAAUCAACAGUAUGAAAACAAAAGUCACAGUGACCUCGUCAACAACCCUAACUCAUCAGGGGCUGACAGUAAUAUUCACAAACACUCUUUUAAAUGUAACACUUGUGGAAAGGAUUAUAAGUAUAAGUCAGUACUUCUGAAACACAUGAGAAUACACACAGGUGAGAAGCCGUACCUUUGCAAAACCUGCGGGAAAAGAUUUUGUAGAAUUUAUUCAUUGAAAAUACAUCAAAGAGUUCACACAGGUGAGAAGCCGUAUAUUUGCACAACAUGUGGGAGAGCUUUUAGAUACAGUAGUGCCUUGAAUGUACACAAUAGACGUGUCCACAAUAAUGAGAGGCCGUACCUUUGCAAGAUCUGUGGGAAAAGAUUCAGUGAAGUGCCAACAUUGAAAGAGCAUCAGAUGAUCCACACUGGUGAGAAGCCGUAUAUUUGUACAACAUGUGGGAAAGCUUUCACACAGAGUAAAGCCUUGAACAUCCACAUUAGAUGCGUCCACAAUGGUAAGAGGCCGUGCAAGAUCUGUGGGAAAAGACUCAGUUGCCAGUCAGCAUUGAAAAAGCAUCAGAGAAUCCACACAGGUGAGAAGCCAUAUAUUUGUACAACAUGUGGGAAAUCUUUCAGACAGAGUAGUACCUUGAACGUCCACAUUAGACAUGUCCACAAUAAUGAGAAGCCAUGCCUUUGCAAGAUUUGUGGGAAAAGAUUUAGUAAAGUGUCAACAUUGAAAAAGCAUCAGAGAAUCCACACAGGUGAGAAGCCGUGUAUUUGUACAUGUGGGAAAGCUUUCAGACAGAGUAGUGCCUUGAAUGUCCACAUUAGAUGCGUCCACACCAGUGAGAGGCCGUACACCUGCAACGUGUAAGAAAACAUUUGUUGUUCUGACACAAUGGAAAAAACAUACUACGCCACAUCCGACUUGAAAAAAGACAUCAACAUACAUACAGGUUAAUUGCUUACAGUCCAUGAGAGGAGCCAACACUGGUGAGAGACCUUUGCAGUGUUUGUCAAAAUGUAUAAGUCACAGUCAAGUAGAUUUGUAUUUGCAAAACAUGGGAGACAAUUCAUUUCCAGUGGUUUGUGGUCAGAACUGAAGAACUCACUGACUGUAUUGUAUGACCGUAUGAGAAGUCCUAUUGUAUAUAAAUGUUCCUUAUUUUUGCUGUUUUAUACUGUUCACUACUUCACUGUGCCUGAUUUAUAGCUGAAUUAGCAAAUUGAAUUAUCAGAAUAUGUGAAAUAUUGUUUUUAUACAUAAUAUGUAUGUUUGCAUAUAUACACACAGAGCACUGCUUAUAUACAACUCUGUGAUCAACACUGCUUGCUAAAGUUCUGAAGUUUCACGAUACAGAAAGAAUGGAUUAAACAAAAUGAUAUUUAAAUUGGGUCAGAGAGUUAUAUAAUAAACAAUCAUCUUUACUUCAUU
This is a messenger RNA of Larimichthys crocea (large yellow croaker), 2028 nucleotides long. RefSeq names its product zinc finger protein 595. Gene Ontology annotation, molecular function: DNA-binding transcription factor activity; RNA polymerase II cis-regulatory region sequence-specific DNA binding. The record is from RefSeq and is a predicted model, not a curated record. Lineage: Eukaryota; Metazoa; Chordata; Actinopteri; Sciaenidae. The transcript is spliced from 2 exons. Gene Ontology annotation, biological process: regulation of transcription by RNA polymerase II. The coding region runs from base 82 to 1467 and encodes 461 amino acids.